Molecule: messenger RNA, 487 nt
Organism: Corticium candelabrum
Lineage: Eukaryota; Metazoa; Porifera; Homoscleromorpha; Homosclerophorida; Plakinidae
Exons: 3
Coding region: 49-339 (96 amino acids)
Source: RefSeq, a predicted model, not a curated record
CCGAGAUGCGCAUGCUCAGCAAGUUAUCCGGGAUACAGAAUUGUUAAGAUGUCUUGGAGGUCGGCGUUGUCCAAAAACUUGAGAGAAUUACGGAUACAUUUAUGCCAGACUUCAGUGUCAAGCCAAGGAACAAGGGAAUUCAUUGAAGCUCACUAUGUUGAUAUCAAGAGGCUUAAUCCCACAUUUCCUAUUCUAAUACGAGAAUGCAGUGGCAUACAACCUCGCAUGUACGCAAGAUAUGAUUUCGGAAAGGAGAGGAAGGUGGAGUUGACAGACAUGAGUAAGGAGCAGGUGUUCACAGCACUGGAAAGCCUGGUGACAUCGGAAACUACUACUUGAUGAAUAAAGAACUCUAGUAUGACUCCUACUGUGUAGUAUUUUCCUAUUGCAUAGCGCUAGAUUCAAUACUAUAGAAUGCUAACCAAUUGUCUAUCCCAGCAUUUUAAUUCACUAGCUAAUAUAAUCAGCAACAAACCUAGCUAUGGAC